Messenger RNA from Lolium perenne, 1879 nucleotides. RefSeq lists its product as uncharacterized. Lineage: Eukaryota; Viridiplantae; Streptophyta; Magnoliopsida; Poales; Poaceae. The record is from RefSeq and is a predicted model, not a curated record.
AUGGCGUGCUCCGUGCCCGCGUGGCUUGCUCAUUGCGUGGCAGUUGUGGGCAGUAUUGGCCGGUACGGCGAUGGCAGGCGCGCAGCGGCGGCGGUGGCAUCGCAGGCGCAAGAGGAGAAUGAAAUGGAGGUCGCUGACCGUGGCCUCGUCGUGCUCGACUGCCGCCACGGCCUCGUCCUCUUGAGAUAUCCCGUCUUGGACAGGGAUGAGCGCGCCGAGAGACUCAUCGUCUGGGACCCCGUCGGCCGCCUCCAGUGGGAGUUUCCACCUCCGGAUUUCGCCGCCAACAUCACCUACGACAACGCGGUGGUGCUCUGCGCCGCCGACCGCUGCGACCACCUCGACUGCCAUGGCCGCCCCUUCCUCGUGGCAUUCGUGGGCACCAACCCCUCGGUCGCCCAUGCCUCCGUCUUCUCUUCAGAGACUCGUGAGUGGAGCCCCGUUGCCUCUUGUAUCCCUCCUGCUGACCCUCUCUUCCAAGUCGACGUAGAUCAGCCCACAGCCCUUGUGGGAAAUGUAAUCUACUUCAAAUGCGACUCCACAAUUCUACGCUUCGAUUAUACCGCACCUGAACUAUCAAUCAUUCACGGGCCAGACAAGAGUUAUGUCCUCAUGAAAGCAGAGCAAGACAUGCUGCUGGGAUGCGCAACUAUGCAGGAAUCAGGGGGGCUUUGCCUUUGCCUGUGGUCGAGGGACGCUUCCCCCGACGGAUCUAUGGCAUGGAUGCAGCGCAGAGUCGUCAAGCUGGACGAGGAUAUCUCCCGUGUCUAUGGCAUCUCCGAUGUGAUUGGCUUUGCGGAUGGAGUCGGUGUCUUCUACCUGAAAGCACACCGUGGCAUCCUCACAAUUGACCUUAAGUCAGGCAGAGUCAAGAAUAUAUAUCGCAUCAGAGGUGUCAGUAUCAUUCCCUACAUGAGCUUCUACACUCCAGAUCAAGCUAGGGCUAUAACGCUGCCGUCCAUCAUGGCCUCCUCCUCUGAGGGGAAUGGUGAGGAGUGGGGCGGAUGGGAGGAAGUGGGCAACGGGGAGAAGGAGGGCCAACAACCGGAGGAGGAAGCUGCCCAGAAGCAUUUCGACAAUGGCUCCAAAGCAUUUGAGGAUGGGCACUUUGGCAGGGCUGUAGACUCCCUACGCAGCUCCCUCGAAAUCAGGGUGGUACAUCAUGGUAAACUUUCUCCAAAGUGUUGCGACACAUACUACAGAUAUGGAAGUGCUUUGCUGUGUAGAGCUCAAGCCUGGAGUCCAUCAAAUGAUCUGAAUGUUUCAAUCAUAGAGUAUUAUUCAGAUUUAGAUCUGGCAUGGAAAAUGUUGCAUUUUGCAAGGGUAAUACUUGAGAAGAGUCCUGGCAGUACUAGAGAGAAGGUUAAAAUCUUUGCUGCUCUUGCUGAAGUCUCUAUGCGAAGAGAAGACAGAGACUACUCAAUCAUUGCCUGCUCCAAAGCUUUGGGUAUCUUGGCGUAUUUGGUUGAUCAGCCUCACCAUCAGUAUAUUAUCAAGCUAAACACACAGAUAUGUUUUCCCUUCAAGUUCCCCAAGAAUGGAGAUGCAAAGGCCAUUUCAUUGUGCAGGUCCCGUAUACAGAACCUGAAGAGGACCAAUGUAGCUUUCUUGGCUGAUAAUGGUGAUGAUGCAUCUGCUACUGAAGUUGGCUUAGAAGGAUCCUCUCUAGCCAAGGAUAUACAGUUCUUUACUAACAUAUUAUUGACUGCCCUAGAGGAGAAGCUUGAAGACCUGGAGCAAGCAAGAUGAACCCCAGUCUCAGAGGCAAGUAGUGAGCAAAAUGUUGGCAAUGAUGUGGCAAGGGCUGUAUCUUCGACUUCUUCACAAUUUUCUGGAUCAAGCAAUACUACGUCAACAGCAGAACGUGAUAGCAGUACCA